Molecule: messenger RNA, 1112 nt
Organism: Osmerus eperlanus (European smelt)
Lineage: Eukaryota; Metazoa; Chordata; Actinopteri; Osmeriformes; Osmeridae
Product: telethonin
Exons: 2
Coding region: 136-678 (180 amino acids)
Biological process (GO): detection of muscle stretch; skeletal muscle thin filament assembly; skeletal muscle contraction
Cellular component (GO): Z disc
Molecular function (GO): structural constituent of muscle; titin Z domain binding; protein-macromolecule adaptor activity
Source: RefSeq, a predicted model, not a curated record
AUGGAAAUAGCACUGGACAUUAUUUAAAAGGUUGUUGAGCAACAGACUCUCAGACACAAACAGAUCCUUCAUUCAUAGCUAGAGUCUAUAUAGGUUUAGUAGUACAGACUAUCCUACUGUAGCUAUAUAUACAACAUGCAUUGUUUAAACCGGGGGAGCUGCUACCUUGUGAACAGUCACAGCGAUGUAAGUGAAUCCAACGAAAGACAGAGGGAGUCUUAUGAAGCCUCCUGGCUGGACCUGGUGCUGGAAACUAGACCAUGGCAAGAGUCAACUGUGUCUGAGAAGGACACCUCACGCAGGGAGAGCUAUGAGCAGAAGCAGGUGGCCCACCUUCUGCUCCGCAGGAGCCCAGACCAGUCUCUCUGGCUUGGCAGACAGGGAGGAACCAUAACCAAACACCAGCUCCCCCACAGGAGCACCGUCCCUGACCCUCCCCUAACCCCCAGCCAGACGGCUCUUCCCAAGGCCUCUCGUCGGUCCCCCUCCCCCACAAAUCUCCGGCAGCAGCUAAAGUCCAUCAUGGACCUGGAGAGUAACGGAGUGUGUUUAGACAAGCAGGAGGUCUCCCUCAUUACCAAGGACCUGCCGAGGGUCAGCCCUCCCAUCCGUGUCAACUUCAGAGCCUCCUGCCUCAUCUCCCCACCGCGGGAGUCCUCCCUGUCCUUUCAGAGAUGAGAGGGAUGAUGGACUGUUUGACUUUGAUGCGUGGGCUACAGUAAAUCAGCAUAUCAAGCAUAUGAAAAUAAGGGGAGCAAAAAAACACUGAAAAACUUUGAAGUUCCCAUGUAAAGUCUUCUUUUGAUCUCCCCAUUAUGAAACAGUACCAUAGAUAUUUACCAUGUUUGCUCUGAUAACUUUUGUCAAAACUAUCAUUCUAAAUUGGACACAGAAAACAGAAUGAACACAAUAGGCCACUAUCAAAAAGUCUUUAGGGGGCUGUGCUUGUCUCGCCAUCUACUGGUGAAACACAGAAACUACUGCACUUCAGGUUUAUAAUGUCUGGGAUUGUACUGUAUAUACAACCCAUAGGCUAGUGUGAAAUGUUAACUGGUCAAGCUAAUCAGGAAGACAAAGGCUAAUAAACAGUAAAUCCACACAAAGGCUUUAUU